Lasiosphaeria miniovina is the source of this 1269-nucleotide messenger RNA. RefSeq lists its product as uncharacterized. NCBI's taxonomy places the organism in Eukaryota, Fungi, Ascomycota, Sordariomycetes, Sordariales, Lasiosphaeriaceae. The annotation marks the transcript as partial. The record is from RefSeq and is a predicted model, not a curated record. The transcript has 2 exons.
GGAGGAGGGCACAUAUAUGUCUUGGUAGUUCCAGCAUAUAUGCUUGCUCAAACUGCACUUUCCUGCAAGCCUCAUUAUUUGCCUUGCUGCCCUUAUCUCGACUCCUCUGCACAGUGUUACCCAUCUAUCAGAAUGCAGGAUGACAUCACUGGAAAUGAAGUGAUCGAGGCGGCUAUCGCAUUUGCAGCUACCUUACUUGUUCAACUUCUCUAUGCCUGCUGGGAGCCAUUAGAAUCGUCCUUCUCGAUGGACAAAGACAAACAGACACGGACACCACGGCCCGAUUGGAUCCAACUGAGUUGCUCGGUCGUUUUUGGAAUCAUGGGUUCCGCCCUUGCGGCUGCUUUUAUCACCGUCAGAGCUAGGCAUCUCCCACAUGCGCGAGAACUGUUCUUGGCCUGGAAAGGAGUAUCUCUCUUGGCCUCCAGGAUCUUUGAGGUAUUCAAAAGCUCUAGUAUUGAUAAAGGUUCUCUUUGGGUUCGAAAUGCUAGGUAAUGGUGCUCUCGUCGGCACGGGGAUAUGGCAAUUGAAGGAAGACGAUCCUGAGUUCCUGUGGGUUGAGCCAAUUGUUUCCAAAGCCGUCAUAAGUUUUAUACUUAUUUACGCGCUUAUAAUCAUGAGGGCGGUGAAGCAGGUGGACAAGGUGAAGCUUGGUCGCUGGGCAUUUAUUAACCUACUGGCGGUUAUAGUGGGGGUUGUGAGCGCAACUCGUGGGCAAGAAUGGGCGCACUUGGCCCAAUGUUUAUUUUGCUUAGCCGUUGGUUUGGGGAGCAAGGUAUAGAAAAGGUUGAAGAGAUCGAAAGGCAAAAAAAACGUUUCCGAAGCCACGUCGAUGUCGGGAGCCCUAGGAUAGGAUUAUGAAAGCCAAGGCGGCUCCUAGGACAAAUCUGCGGGUUCUUGUCCGUCUCCGUCUCCUCUUCGCCUGUCCCGAAUAUAUGGAACCUACCCCAGGAGGCGUUUGGAGGCGCUGGCGCUGGGCCAGUGCCCCUAUUCCGAGCACAGGGAUCUCGCUUGACCUGACGUAUUUCUCAUGUCCUCCCCAUGCACCCCUUGCGGCGCCAAGAUCUUCCAGCGACAGAUUAAUGUCUCCGAUCAUGGGCUACUGGGUGGCGGCGGCUGCUGUCCCCCUGGCAUACCUGCUCAAGAUGAGCGUGGGCUGCAUAUGUCGGCGUGACAGAGGCUGCAGAGUAGGCGGUAACGAAGCUCUACUUUUGGCGCGAUAAGGAGCAGGGGAGGAGACGAGGCUAGACAGAUUCCUGUGGUAUUUAA